CUCCGCGGGGAUGAGCGCUCCCCUCGACGGCGCGGGGUCUGCGGCGGCACCGACGCCUCCGGCACCUCCGGCACCUCCGACACCGGCACAUCGGGCAGCGGCACCGGCACCUUGGGGAGCGGCGCUGGCGAAACGGAACGACACAGGACCGGCCGGAUUGCCCUGGGGUCCUUACAGAGGAGAAGAGAGAAAAAAAAGAUGUAAUUUGAAAAAUUCAAGCCUGCUGUGCCACCUGUGAUGGGCAUGGUUGGGAAGACAGGGAAUUUGGACUGAAAAGAUGACUAGUACUCUGCUAUAAGCCAAUUACUCUUCUGGAAAGAUGAGUAACCUACUGUUUUAACCUACUGUUAAAAAAAAAGUCUUUAUCCCAAGUUAAUUAAUAUUGUCAAAUCUAUUACUGGGCAACAGAUACCAAGUGAAAAUAUUAAUUCUGGUCUAAGAAAAUUGUUUACUAAACAGAUAGUUACUAGAAAAUUAUCAAAUCUGAGAUUCCAAUUCUUAAAAGGCUUCUGCUAAAUUUAACACUUUUUUAACCUAUGCGUGACUUCUAUUUUAGUGCAACAGCAGCACUCUAUUUGCCCUGGAAUGCAGUGUGUUCAAUUCAGCAAGUCCAUCUGAGUAGAUUUCCAUCAAUACUACCUGCUCUACAAGCCGUAUGGGAAGUCAUUGAAAUGUGCUGACACAUACUUAGCUAUGAAGUAAUUUUGCCUAAGAGCAGGUUAUUUCCUAAUUGUUCACCACUUGUUUUUUGGGUCACGUCUACUGUGUGUCAUGCGAUAAAAUCACAUGUCAUCCAGAGCCAGGAUGAGCCACGUGUGUUCCUUUUACCUUCCAAGGGUGAGAAGAGCUACUGACAGAAAUUAUUUUUAACUGACUUGUUUUGAAAUAUCUGUUGUUCCUCAAACAACGGAAGUAAAAGCUUCAUCUUGUAAGGCCCUACUCAAGACUGAAAAGAUUACUGACUAGACUUUUGGUAAGUCACAAGAUGGUAUUAAGUAGCAGCUGAAUUUAUGAAUGCUACAAGAAGAAAAAAUGUACACUGCCUUCCUUCCCAGCAGCUGGCCAUGAAAUAUGGGUGAUGUGGUGAAACUGCUUCAUCAUUUCAGCAUUUGUCCCCAGACUCUGAUCACAGAAUCACAGAAUAUCCUGAGCUGGAAGGAGCACACAAGAAUCAUUGAGCCCAACUCCUAUGUGAACAGCCCAUAUGGGGAUAGAGUGUGGAUAUACAAAUGUUAAAGCUAAGAUAAACUUAAGUGUGUAAUUCACUUGUUUCUAUAGAAAUAACUUUUUAUCCUUAGAUUAUUUCUUCAUAGUUAACAGGCUUCAGAACAUUUGCAUGGCAAUGUUAGGCAAUGUUUGUAGGACUUCCUUUUGUAUGUAUAUGGGGCUAACAGAAAGGGGGUGUAUACACAUGCAUAGUUUUUGAUUUUUAGAGUGGAUUUUCUUUCUUGUCUGAAAUCCCAUGUCAUACACAGUUGUAUGGGGCUGCAGUCUUAUUGCAACAGGACAAUUUGUAUGUUUCUCAUGCAUCAUGGGAAAGCUUGUCACUGUGGUGAUUAAUACCAGUAAGUAGCACAGUAACAUGAAAAGAUGAGCACGGAACAUGCCCUCAGCUGACUGUACUUGCUGGGUAUCUGCCUUCAAAGUUGUAACCUCUGCAGUCAUCACCGGGCCUGUAUUUCCUGUGUGUGUGUUUGGUUGUACACAUCAUGAUGGACUGGAAGAAGAAACUUUAUAUUUCAAAGGACAGAUUUAUCUAGCCCAAAAAUACAAAUGGAAGUACAUGUUCCAAUUUGAAUAUACGUAGCAUUUUAAAAUAAAAUAAAACUGACAGCUAAUCUGUUAAACCUCACACUCUUAGAAUUAAGGCAGUUAUACACUUGCAGUUGUUACUCCAGAGUAGUUGCUGUCUUGAUAUUUUAAUGUGUUAGAUGUCUCUUAUAUAGAUUUGUGCAAGUAGUUGAAUAUAUUUAAUGUUCAUGGUCAGCUUAGCAAACUUUUUAUCUAAGGCUGAUUACCAGAACAGUUUAGACAGAACCUUUGAACAUUGUCUAAUCUAGGCCUGCUCAAAACACACACAGGCAGUAUAGGCUGCUGAGGGCCAUGUCAAGCAGAGUUUUAAAUAUCUUCAAGGAUUCUGAUUCCAAAACUUUUCUGGGCACCUUUUCCAUGGCUUCUAAACAUUUGGGAUUUUCUUAUUUUUUCCUUUCCCCCCAUCUCAUAUCUGGCUGGCUCUUUUCUUGUUUCCAUGUAGGUCUGUUGCAUCUUGUGCUAUUGCUAUACAUUUCCAUGAAGGGAAAAUGCCUUGCAUUAAGCAGUUUGUGAUGGCAACAUUUAAAUAGAUUGCAUCCAUUUGUUAGGACAAAAGUGUGAACACUUCAGCUGUGGAGGCAUAUUCCAGACAGAUACAAGUCCUCAAUGCAGAGCUAAAAGAUACUAAUAUUGACCACCUUAAAUACUCUACUGGAUCUGCUGGAUCAUGGACUGUGUGUGAUGCUGUCCAUGUCACCGGAGAGGAGCCCUUCACAAGUGGCCUUGAUCCAUGUGCUCAUUCACUGAUGUCCAGCUUGUUCCUUUGCGAUCUGACUCAGCAAAGUGCUCGAGGUUUGCAGCAGUGGCUCAAGUCAGAAGGGGCUGACUUCUGAAGAUUCCAGGCAGGAUGAAAGACCGUUUAAGUGAGCUGCGUGAAUUUGCCAGGUUACACAACCAACAGUUUUCUGAUAGUGAUGAUGAUGAAAAUUCGCCCCAGGAUAUUCUCCUUUAUGAGACAGAUUAUGCCUUGGAAAUCCUUCAUAAGGACAUUCAGAGCAUCCGGGCAGAAAAUGACCACCUGAAAGCGGAUGUCAACCGUCUCAGAAAGCAAAACACCCGCUUCCUCACUUCCAUGCGCCGUCUUAGUAGCAUCAAACGAGAUACUAAUUGUAUUGCCAGAGACAUUAAGAGCCGUGGAGAAAGCAUCCACAGGAAACUGCAGGUAAUGAGAGAUUUCUGUGAAGAUGCAAUAACAAAAUACGGAGCUAUGUCUGUCAUUGCCAGGGUGGCAAAGAACCACUACGUUGACCUCAUGCACACAUUUCAGGACGCUAUGUUUGAUUACAAUGCAGCAGAAAUGAACCAGCGGGAGAACUGCAAGAUUCGAAUUCAGCGGCAGCUGGAGAUCAUGGGCAAAGACGUUUCUGGUCACCAGAUUGAGGAGAUGAUUGAGCAAGGCAAAUGGGAUGUCUUCUCAGAGAAUCUCUUGUCGGAUGUUAAGGGAGCUCGUGCAGCCUUGAAUGAGAUAGAGACGCGGCACAAGGAGCUGGUGAAGCUGGAAGGUCGCAUUAAGGAAGUUCAUGAGCUCUUUCUGCAGGUGGCUCUGCUAGUGGAGGAACAGGCAGACACCUUUGAUGUUAUUGAGAUAAAUAUGCAAAAUGUUGAGGACUAUGUAGGAGAUGCUAAAGACCAAGUGAAAAAAGCUUUGGAAUACAGGAGAAAACAUCCCCUCAGAACAAUCCUCUGCUGUUGCAUAUCUUGUUGCAGAAGGUGAUGGUCCCACUGGAGCUAUCACAGACUGACUUGAAUGUCUUCAAAAUCAGGUGUUCUUUCCACAGACUUUUCUGUAAUGACGAGCCCUAGAAAUAGGGGGGAUAUUUUGCAGUUGGUUUUGUUCAUUGCCUGUUUACUAAAUGUGCUGAAGGUUGUUUGUAUUUAUGAACUCGAUAGAGAUAUUGAUAAAACUAUUUUUAAUGUAAUUUUUAUUGAAAGAUCCUGUUACUGUAACUAGAGGUGCAAUAUCUCUACAGUGAUACUCGUUUCAUAUAGCCAAGAAAGAAUGAAUAACUUAUCCUAGGGAAGAUGAAUACUUUUAAGAAGUAACUUUAUUCUUAUUUGUUGAAGUGAGGCUGCAGGCAGUGAAGCCUUAUUGCCUGGGGCAACACAGUAUACCACAGAAUCAGGAGGUUUCAGUUUUAACUACUUUGGAGCCUUGAUACAAAUUUGACAAAAUACUGAGCCUGGAGCAAGAGCAGGACACAGAACUAGUUUCUCUUUCGACUUGAUUUUCAGCUGUCUGGAAUUUUAACAGAAGUGGCUGCACCUCAAAUGAUAAUAUGCACAUUUUGUCCUAUUUAUGUGCAAGUGACUGCUUUUUUCCAUUUUGAGUAUCCAGCUAUCUCAGGGUGGCUAAAAGCACUGCAACACUGAGACAUCUCACUCACUUUUUAACUUGAGGCACUCUUGACUCUCGUUUUCAAACCUGCCAUGCUUUUAUGUUCUGAUGCAAUUUUCUGCCAAUUAACACUGCAGCCAGAGGAGAAAUAUGGAGUGGCCUUCUGCAGAAACACGUAUAAGAAGACAACAGCUGUGGGGCUGAGAAAGCAUUUUAGGGUCUCCUGUACUGGCACAUACAUAGAAGCAGUUUUAGUGGAAUGACUGGCCUGUCAGUACACUUUUAUUUUUUAUAAGCAUUGACCAAAUAUGGGUUUUUAAAUAAGAUGAAGGAUUAAAUUUUUGUAAUAUGCAAUUUUACUUGUGUACAAAAAUUUUGACUUUUCUCUAAUUGUUGGGAAAUCUCCACCUGGGAAAGUAAACAGAACUAUUUCUUCAGUACACUUGAAGAAAAAAGAAAACAGUUUCAUGCCAUUUCAGUGCUCUUUUCAAGCUACAAAGGAAACUCUCCUCUUGUGGGAGUCUGCCCUUACACAAGGGCAAACCAGUAGGUUUGGAGUAUUGCAAGGAAAUGAAAAACUGUGCAGUCCUGGUAAGCACUGAGCAUUGUCAGUGGAGCAUAUUCAUAGAGUCUGGUGAUUGAUCACAACUCCUGCUUCUGGAGGUUUUCCAACUGUAUUUCUAGGUGGCUUCCUGAUACACUGUGAUCUAUUGCUGUCCUUUGAAAAAAUGCAGGACAUUUUUUCAGAUUUUUUUUUUUAACUGAUGGUCCUAUUUGUACCAAUUUUAAUAAAUAUAUUUCAACAUUUCAAA
Haemorhous mexicanus (house finch) is the source of this 4959-nucleotide messenger RNA. It is a transcript of the gene STX11, whose product is annotated as syntaxin 11. NCBI's taxonomy places the organism in Eukaryota, Metazoa, Chordata, Aves, Passeriformes, Fringillidae. Bases 2660 to 3526 code for a protein of 288 amino acids. Gene Ontology annotation, biological process: synaptic vesicle fusion to presynaptic active zone membrane; exocytosis; intracellular protein transport. The record is from RefSeq and is a predicted model, not a curated record. The transcript has 4 exons. Gene Ontology annotation, cellular component: SNARE complex; presynaptic active zone membrane; plasma membrane. Gene Ontology annotation, molecular function: SNAP receptor activity; SNARE binding.